AUGAAUUCAGACUCCAGCCCAAGCAGCAGAGCCUCAUCCCCGGACAUGGACGGCAUGUUUCUCCGUGACCACCACCCGCAUCACCAUCACCAUCAUCACCACAUUGGCUCCUCCGUGUCCUCCUCCACGCAGAGCGGCGAGCAGCAGCGCCAGAAGAUGAGCGGGGGCGAGCACCUGCGCUCAGGAGAAGCAAAGUCCGCGUCGGUGGGAAGCAGCAGCAGUAGCAGCAGCAGCAGCAGCAGCAGCAACAAGUAUAAACUGAAGAAGCAAGUCACCGAGGAGGAAAUGUACCAGCUCCGUCUCAAGAUUAACGGCCGGGAGAGGAAGCGCAUGCACGACCUCAACCUGGCCAUGGACGGCCUACGCGAGGUGAUGCCCUACGCGCACGGGCCCUCAGUGAGGAAGUUGUCCAAGAUCGCCACGCUGCUUCUGGCCAGGAACUACAUCCUGAUGCUCACCAGCUCCCUGGACGAGAUGAAGCGGCUGGUAGGGGAGAUAUACGGAGGGCAGCACUCAGCCUUCCACUGCGGCCCCGGCGGACACUCCGGAGGUCCCGCCGCUGCCGCCGCUGCAGCAGCAGCUGCCGCUCACCAGGUGCACCCUCUUCUCGGGAGCGCGCUGUCUUCUUCCACGUCCUCCACUCUGUCCAGCGCGCUGCCGGGGCUCACGUCCAUCAGAGCACCCCAUUCCCUGAUGAAGGGGGCUCCAACUGCGCCCUCGGCCCUGCAGCUGGGCUCCGGUUUCCAACACUGGGCUGGGCUGCCGUGUCCCUGCACCAUCUGCCAGGUGCCUCCGCCUCCUCCACACAUCCCCAUCACCUCUACCGGCCUCACGAGACUCUCAGGGGAGGGGAAAGACGGGAUGAAAUGAUGCCCGUGUGUCUGAUGAGCAGCAGAGACUGAGAGAUGUAAUGAUGUUUGUAAAUAGAUAAUUCAGGGCAUGAGGGGGGAUUUGGCCUCACUGGUGCAUGUUGUUGUUUAGUCUGUUUUCUUGUUUGGCGUAUAACAGAAAAGCCUUUUUCCUCCUUGUAACAAGGACUUAGACUAUAUAU
This is a messenger RNA of Pundamilia nyererei, 1051 nucleotides long. RefSeq names its product oligodendrocyte transcription factor 3 (gene olig3). Gene Ontology annotation, cellular component: nucleus. The transcript has a single exon. Bases 1 to 870 code for a protein of 289 amino acids. Gene Ontology annotation, biological process: sensory organ development; axon development; positive regulation of transcription by RNA polymerase II. The record is from RefSeq and is a predicted model, not a curated record. Gene Ontology annotation, molecular function: DNA-binding transcription factor activity, RNA polymerase II-specific; E-box binding; protein dimerization activity. Lineage: Eukaryota; Metazoa; Chordata; Actinopteri; Cichliformes; Cichlidae.